GGUAUUUUUGUCCGGCCAGUUAGGGUCACACUUUUGUUUUGUUUUGCUGUGCAACUCGGCUUUUAAAAUUGCAAUUGCAGCAUGGCCGAAGAACCCGAGGAACCCGCCAAGAGCUUCGUUAUCUUCGGGCGCGAUGUGGCGCAGAUCCCGUGCUUUCGUAACAGUUUUCUCUACGGAAUCAGCGGAGGAAUCGGCAUCGGCGUGCUGACUUUUCUGGGCACCUCGCGAACCCACCUGUCCACCCACGUGGGAUUCGGCUCCUUCUUCUGCGGCACUAUCGCCUACUGGGUGGCCUGCAGGUAUCAGUGGUCCGCCAGGAGAUUCGAGCAGCAGCAACUUCGGGAGGCGAUGAGACGACAGGCCCUUUAUGAGGGCACCCAAGUCGAGAGGGACUUAGAUCUUAAGUCGGCGUAGCAUUAGUCGGAUCCUUUAUUACCACUUCGAUGUUUCUUUUCCUACUGGGAUAACAAGUAAUUUUGGCUUUGUUAAAUCCCUUGUGUUGUAAACUACCUUUUGUUACCAAACAGCUUUAUAGUAGCCAAUAUAUUAUAUAUAUAUUGUAAGUGAAAUCUUGCCUUGGAGUAAUUCAUGCCCCAAAUUAUUGGACACUCGUAAGGAAUUAUUUAUGCCAGCAUCUUUGGUUUGGGCUAUCUAUCCAUAAUUUUAAUGAGCAGUGGAAGCUUAUAAUGGUUCCUAAAAUAAUUUUGGUUUUACUGUGCUUCCGAUUUGAUUUAAGCUAACAGUGUUAGUCGUUUACUUUUGUAAAACAUUGAACCUAGAUUAAACUUCAGUUUAUCUUUAA
Molecule: messenger RNA, 802 nt
Organism: Drosophila erecta
Lineage: Eukaryota; Metazoa; Arthropoda; Insecta; Diptera; Drosophilidae
Gene: l(3)87Df
Product: cytochrome c oxidase assembly protein COX20, mitochondrial
Exons: 3
Coding region: 82-414 (110 amino acids)
Biological process (GO): mitochondrial respiratory chain complex IV assembly
Cellular component (GO): mitochondrion; mitochondrial inner membrane
Source: RefSeq, a predicted model, not a curated record